CAAAACACAAUUGAUUUACAGUACCUUCGCAUUUGCAUUUGCAAAUCCAAACAACGCAUCGCUUCACCUCCACGCGUCAAUACCUGCAUGUGCCAGCGCCCUCCAUUCAACAGCAUCACAUAACCCUACGGAGAGGGGGCGGAGGGGCCUGGAAUAUCUUUUAAUUAGGGUUUUCCCAAUGGAGGGUUUUAAUCUAUCGAACCCUAAAUUCGAUUCUUUUGGGGGAUCGAACUCUAACAUUUGUUUUUGCCGAGAAUUGAAUAUGACAAAGAACCAUUUCUGAGGGGCUUUAAAAAAAAACUUACCUUAAUAUCUAUCUAUCUAUCUAUAUAUAUAUAUUCCAUUCGUAAAUAUGCGAGGCGUACGCAAAUCCAAAAGAGUUACUUGGGCACCGGAUCUUAGCCUCUUUCAGAUAAGGCUGUUUUUAUCAGAGGAAUCACCUUCACAAGUCGGGUCGGGUGCUCAAGAUCACCUCCAAGCAAAAACCUUUUCGGUAUCCCAUUUAUAUGGGGCAGCCGUGGAUGACUUUCUGCCUCCUGGCUUUGAAGGAGCUUCUUCAACAAAUCAUUUGCAGAUUAACUUGUCGGAAGUCCCCGUCAUUAGUUGGAGGUUUCCUCUGAGAUUCGUAUUGGACGUGGAUUGGCAAGUAGUUGCUGGAGAGGAAAGUAAAGAGGUCGAGAUUCAAAAUCAGAGAGAAGUGAGAGUGCUCGAAGCUGUUUAUCCGCGCCCAUCUGCAAUUCCCUCAAACCCUUCCACUUACGAAGAAGACUGUAACUAUGAUGAACAGCAAACUCCUCAAAUACCUGUCACUCCUAUCGAAGACGAGGAUGCAGCAAUUGGAACACCGUUGGGCGUCUUAGCACCAUUCCGUGCCCCCAUUAGUUCACAAGCUGGUUUACCAGCUGCUGCAUCUGCUGCCUUUCCAACGAUUGACCACAACAACGAACGUGGGAACAUGAUUGAUCCUAACUUGCUCGUCAAAAUUCUCAGCAACCCGACAUUGAUAGAGAAAUUAGUUACUGAUUACAGGCCUCCUUUUGACCUGCCACCACCUGUGAACGUUUCCGGUCCAUCUUCCACCCCAUCCUCCGCUGCUACUUCUGAUGGUUCGUUUUAUGCUUGGUCAAAUGGGGUCGGAGUAGCACCCUCAAAUAAACAAGGUCCUAUUCCUGCUGUCGGAGUUCCGCAGAAGAAAGAUGAAAACUAUUACAAGAACUUAAUUCAGCAGCAUGGAGGAGAAAGACCAGGAACGACACAGAGUUUCGAUAGCCGAUACAAUCACCAGCUAAAACCGAACCUAGAAGUAACUAGUAACCCCAAAUCGAGAGAUUCGAAGACAAGGAUAAUGAAGCCGUGUUUGUACUUCAACACUGCCAGAGGAUGCAGGAAUGGAGUCAAUUGUGCUUUCCAACAUGAUACAUUGUCCCAGAAUAACGUUUCGGAUGCUCCGAAUGCUAAGAGAAUGAAAAUGGAUAGAGAGAUAAGCAGUUAGGUAAUAUUAUAUAUAUAUAUAUAUAUUUAUAUGUAUUAAUAAGCUUACCUUUUAUUUCUAAGCUUAGCCUUAUUACCUUUUAUUGUGUUUUUUUCUUAAAAAUGGUAUUUAAAUUUUUAAUUUUAUUUUAUUAAGAAAAAUGAUGUCCUGUAAGAACGCUAUCUGUAAUGUUCUUAUUGCCUGAUAUCAUGUUUUGAGGUAAAAUGAGAUGAAUUGAUAGUCUA
Molecule: messenger RNA, 1716 nt
Organism: Gossypium raimondii (Peruvian cotton)
Lineage: Eukaryota; Viridiplantae; Streptophyta; Magnoliopsida; Malvales; Malvaceae
Product: zinc finger CCCH domain-containing protein 6
Exons: 4
Coding region: 353-1492 (379 amino acids)
Molecular function (GO): metal ion binding
Source: RefSeq, a predicted model, not a curated record